AUGCCACCUCGAAUUUCCAUUCGUUCAGUCCAGCCAUUGAGAUUGAACCUUACAAGUCCCAAUUCACGCAAUGCUUCAAUCUUGGAGGGAUUAAAACCCCUCUCAUGCACAUCCACCGGAUACAAGAAUAUUUCUCAACAGCGACCCCUCAGCAGCAGCGCCCCUCUCCACUUUCGCAGCACCUCACCUCUUCUUAAGAAGAAAGACAAAUCCAAGUCUUCUUUCUCCUCCGAUGAAGCCUCGGAAGAUUCUUCUGAAGCAGUAGAAGAAAGUGAUCCCUUUGAUUUUUCUACUCUGCAGGCGGGCAUUGACAAGAGUCUCGAGAAACUCAAGAAUGAUCUGGGGAAAUUGAGGACAGGGGGUCGCUUCAAUCCAGAGGUGUUGGAAGCUUUACGGGUAAAAUUGGAUAAAGAUGCAAAGGAAAGCUUCCGCUUGGGAGAUUUGGCACAAGUGUUGCCGAAGGGGGGGAGGAGUAUCGUAUUGAUGGUGGGAGAGAAAGAUCACGUAAAACCCAUAACGUCCGCCAUCCAAGCCGCGGCCGCCCUCCAACUCCAACCGCAACCCGAUUCCCACAAUCCUCUCGCCCUAAAUAUACCCAUUCCGCCCCCCACCAAAGAAUCCCGCGAUCUCGCGCUGCAAGCGGCUUCGAAAGCAGGGGAACAAGCUGGUGUGGGUGUGAGGAAUGCGAGAGGAGCGAUGCAGAAGAAGUUGAGGGCCAUGGAGGUGAAGAAAGUGGUGAGGCCGGAUGAUUCGAAGAAGGCGCAUAAGGAGAUGGAGAAGGUGGCCGAGAAAGGGACUGCGGAUGUCAAGAAGUUGGUGGAGGCGGCGAGGAAGGGGAUGGAGCAGGCUUAG
This is a messenger RNA of Sclerotinia borealis F-4128, 852 nucleotides long. Lineage: Eukaryota; Fungi; Ascomycota; Leotiomycetes; Helotiales; Sclerotiniaceae. The record is from the annotation of a GenBank genome assembly.